This is a messenger RNA of Oikopleura dioica, 1620 nucleotides long. Lineage: Eukaryota; Metazoa; Chordata; Appendicularia; Copelata; Oikopleuridae. The record is from the annotation of a GenBank genome assembly.
AUGAGCGUUGGAAGUGACGAAAUCAACUAUUUGGUAUACAGAUAUCUACAGGAGUCUGGAUACAUUCACUCCGCAUAUGUCUUCAAGGAGGAAUCGAAUGUCACACAAGCCUGUGUCAAAGGUGGAAUUGUCCCUCCAGCGGCGCUAAUAGCGUUGUUGAUGAAAGGUCUCCAGUAUGUCGAGUCGGAAAUAAUGCUCAACGAAGACGGAAGCAUAAUAGAAGGCCGUUCUACAGAAGCACUGUCGCUGAUUGACGCUUCCAUGCCCGAAAUCGUCAUGGCAAGGCGGCAAGCGCUGCUCGAGCUCGUCGCCGAAGAAGAAAAAAAAAAAUUGGAAGAGCAAAAGUCUUUGGAGCUGAAACGUCAACGUGACGAGUCUUUGACAAGCGGAGGAAACGAUUCGAUUAAGAAAAUCAAGGCCGAACAAAAUGGAAACAACUACAAUAGCAACGAGCCGAACAGGCUCCACAACUCGGUGCCAAAUGGUGUACGCGCGCCGGCGAAUCCUCCGCUGGAGCCGCUAACGGAUGUUCUCAUACCGCAGUCCAGAGUGACGACACUGGCUGGUCACGAAAGCGAGGUCUUCAUCUGUGCCUGGGCGCCCAAUUCCGACCUGCUUGCCUCUGGUUCUGGAGAUUCGACGGCUAGGAUAUGGAAUUUAACCGACUCGAGUUCUUCCGUUGGCGAUUCGAUGGUGUUGAGACAUACGAGGCGAGUUGAUGCACGUGAUCCAGCUCCGACUUUGGCGAACAAAGAUGUGACUAGUUUAGAUUGGAACAGUACGGGCACUCAACUAGCGACAGGAUCGUACGAUGGGUACGCAAGAAUAUGGUCCACCGACGGGAAGCUCGUGAGCGACCUUCACGGCCACACGGGGCCAAUCUUCGCCCUGAAAUGGAAUCGAAACGGGAAAUACAUCCUCUCGGCCGGUGUGGACAGAACGACGAUCAUUUGGGACGCGGCGAAUGCAGAAGUCAAGCAGCAAUUUCCAUUUCACGAAGCGCCGGCGCUCGAUGUCGAUUGGAAGGACGAUACGAUAUUUGCUUCAUGCUCCACUGAUAAGAAAAUUCAUGUUUGUCAGAUGGGCAGAACGACGCCGGUUAUCACAUUCACUGGGCACGAGAACGAAGUCAACGCAAUCAAAUGGGAUCCAUCUGGUGAGCUUCUCGCUUCAUGCUCAGACGACAAGACCUUGAAACUCUGGAAGACGAACUCGGAGAGGUACAUCCACAAUCUCUGCGCGCAUCAAAGUGAAAUCUACACUAUCAAAUGGUCACCGUCAGGCGGCAACUCUCCGCUGCCCAAUCAAGAUCUCCUCCUCGCUUCAGCCUGCUUCGAUUCCACCGUGCGUCUCUGGGACGUCGAUAGCGGCACGUGUCUCCACAGAUUAACCAAGCAUGAAGAGCCAGUAUACUCCGUGAGCUUCAGCCCGGACGGAAAAUUACUCGCGUCUGGCUCCUUCGACAGAUGGAUUCACAUUUGGUCGACGAAUUCUGGCGAGUUGGUGCACUCGUAUCGUGGCACAGGCGGCUUCUUCGAGAUUUGCUGGAACUCGCGAGGCGAUAAAUUGGGCGCCAGUGGCUCGGAUGGAUCCGUCUGCGUGCUAGACUUGAGGAGAUGA